This is a messenger RNA of Lathyrus sativus (Indian pea), 921 nucleotides long. The record is from the annotation of a GenBank genome assembly. Lineage: Eukaryota; Viridiplantae; Streptophyta; Magnoliopsida; Fabales; Fabaceae.
AUGGAAUUUUUGGACGAAGACGCGAAACCGAAGUUCCUGUUUCAGUCCGGUGCACCCGCACCCACUGUAUCACAGCCUCCCGAGAAACCAACGAAACCGUUCAUCGCUGUAACCGUUGCUCUUUCUUCAAUCUUCUUCGCUCUCGCCAUUUUCGUCUUCCCAUCGGAACCUUACAGAUCGAUUCUCUUCUGGUUCGCACUAUCACUUCUCCUUGGUCCAUUCGCUCCUAGCUCAAUCACCGGCGGUGAUUUCCGCGUCGGCCGUGGUCAUGUCGUUAACUUCCCCGAUCAGGAAGCAUCGACUGAUGAUGAUGACGUCAGGAAAAGAUCUCAGCAGCGCCGAUCUAAGCUGCGCAGAUCGGAGGAUGUUGCGUCAGUAGUUCUUCCGGCGCCGGUAGUUUCAGACGGAGGUGCUUUGAAGAAUCGAAAUGGAAAUGGAAACGGAAACGGUGUUGCAUUGACCGCGGUGGUGGAGGAGAAGGAAUGGACCGAGGACGACAUUGAGAUUCUGAAGAAGCAGAUUGUGAAACAUCCGGUAGGGAAACCGGGACGAUGGGAGGUGAUAGCGGAGGCAUUCGGAGGGCGGCACAAAGCAGAGAGCGUGGUGAAGAAGGUGAAGGAGUUAGGGGAGAAGAAGGUUGAUGAUUCGGAUUCGUAUGAUCAGUUUCUGAAGAAAAGAAAAGCGUUGGAUAAGAGACUUGUUGAAGAAGGAGGAGAAUUAGCUACGGUUGAGAAAGUUGAGAGUGUUUGGAGUUCGAAUGAGGACAUUGCUCUGUUGAAUGCUCUGAAAGCUUUUCCGAAAGAUGUUGCAAUGAGAUGGGAGAAAGUUGCUGCUGCUGUUCCGGGAAAAUCGAAAGCGGCUUGUAUGAAAAGAAUGGCUGAAUUGAAGAAAGGGUUUCGGAAUGCAAAAUCUGGAACCUAA